Molecule: messenger RNA, 3625 nt
Organism: Prunus dulcis (almond)
Lineage: Eukaryota; Viridiplantae; Streptophyta; Magnoliopsida; Rosales; Rosaceae
Product: myosin-binding protein 1
Exons: 4
Coding region: 569-3154 (861 amino acids)
Molecular function (GO): myosin binding
Source: RefSeq, a predicted model, not a curated record
GAAAUCUUUUCUGUUCUCAUUGAACAACAGCCCAUCCAAUCUUUUUAUUCUACUUCUUUUCAUUUUUCUUUUUUUAGGGGACUUUCGGUAUCGUGUCGUUUUCUCUUAUCAACAGCCGACUUUUUGGCCUUUGUCGGCAUAUAUUUCAACACCAACUUUUGAAUUCCUUUUGUUUUUAUAUUUCUAAUAUGAAAAUCAUAUAGUGAAGGGGCCAACCUGCAUAUGAUGUUGUAAAGCUUCAACCUUUCUGUUGGGCUUUUGUUUCUGCUUGAAAUCUCUCACCAAACCAAUUAUUCGUUUUUCGUUUUGGCAUUAGUCCGCCCUCAAUUGGGUCUCUUUCAUUUCCACGCUCUGCCCUCUGAAUAUUCAGUCAUUCACUGCUUUCUUUGGUUCCACCACACAUGAACAGUUUAUGGGAGGAAUGAUGCAGGCCUAGCUUCUGGUGUUACAUUAGUUGUUUCUUUGAUUGUUUUGAACCUCCCUUGUCCAUUACUGGAUACAGUGCCGAGUUUCACCUUGGAGUACUGAUUCGUAUUGGAAGGACUGGAGUGUUUUCUAUUUCAAGCACAUGGCUGCCAUGGGGACUUCAUCUGCAUUUAUGCAGAAAGGCCCCCAGGAUUUGACUAAAAUUUUGGUAACAGCUAUCUUUGAGUGGUUGCUUAUUUCUUUGCUGUUCGUUGAUGCCAUAUUCUCCUAUAUAAUUACGAAGUUUGCUUAUUACUGUGGAUUGCAAACACCCUGCCUGCUGUGCUCAAGACUUGAUCAUGUUUUGGGCAAGGAAAAACUUGGUUAUUAUUGGGACCUGUUCUGCGGCAAUCACAAGUCAGAGAUUUCUUCACUAGUUCUUUGCUAUGCUCACCAUAAGCUUGUAGAUGUUCAUGGAAUGUGUGAAAGUUGCCUCUUCUCAUUUGCAACAAUUAAUAGAUCCAAUGCUGAGACAUACAGAUUACUGGUGGGUAAGUUGGGGGAUGAUGCUAACUUUGAUUUUGAUCAGGACCCAUUACUUGGGGGUCAUAAGCCUUGCCUUUCAAGCGGAACACUUUGUUCUUGUUGCAAGCAGCCAUGCAUAUCUCGUGGGCAUUCUCAAAAGUUGAUUCAGACAAAAAAAUUUGGGUCCGAGGCUGAACUUGAUGUGCCCUUAUCUCGUGAUAUUGAACAUAAUCAGAAAGAACUGAGGAAGGGACAAGAUGAAUCAUAUAUUUCAGUAAGAGCCACUCAUAUGAGAGAUAGUGGGCUUCACCCUUUAUCUCAUGUUGGAUACACAGAGCUCAAGGUUACUUCUGAUACUGAAUCGGAGGUUCAUUUUUCUGAUGAUGAUAAUGCAAGUGGUUUGAUUCAUGAAAGAUGUGAUCCCAAGGAAGAUAUCUCUGCUCAAUAUGCUGAGUCCCGCAUUAUUACUCCAGCACUGAUAGAUCCAGCAUCUGUGCCCAAGCCUUCACUUUUGACACAAGUAGAUCCCAACUCCAAUGGUAGUACAUCUGUAGCAUCAACUGUUGCUUUUGGCCAUGGAUUGGAGGAACUUAAUUGGCAAAAAGUUGGAAGCAAGGCUGAUUUCCCUGCAUUAACUGAACCUAUCCUUGACAAUACCCCUCCAUCAUCAAAUGCAAUGGAAGCCCCAGUUGAAGUAUCAAAAGGAAAAAAAGAUGUGACAAUAACUCAUGAAACUGAUCAAAUAUCUGCGGCAGAACCUAGGGAAUUGUACAAGGGAGGAGUCAGGGCACUCACAACAUCUGAAACAGGUGUGGAAACAAUCCCCAUCUCAAGCAACAUCGAUCAGCAAGUAACCAAUGUUUUAGAUCUCGGUGAUGCUUAUAAGCUUGUUGUUGUUAGUAAAGGCAGUCAGUUAUCUGGUGUGCUUGCAGAACAAUGGAUUGGGAAGGACUCUUCAAGAGUUACUGAAGAUUUGAAGGUCUUGCUGUCACAAUUGUCUGGCACUCGAGGGAAUGAGCAAUCAACAAACGAAAUGAGUCCAAAGUUGUCCCCAAAUAGUGGUGAUUUGAAGGCUUCUGAUUCUUCCAACUCUAUUGGGUUGCAGAUACUUCAAAAGAGGAUCUCACUUGAAAGAAACGAGUCUGGGUUAUCUCUGGAUGGGAGCAUUGUCAGUGAAAUUGAGGGUGAGAGUGUUGUUGAUCGAUUAAAACGGCAGGUUGAGCAUGACAAGAAACUUAUGAGUGCUUUGUAUAAGGAGUUGGAGGAAGAAAGAAAUGCUUCUGCAGUUGCUUCUGAUCAAGCAAUGGCCAUGAUUACAAGACUGCAAGAGGAGAAGGCAGCAAUCCACAUGGAAGCACUUCAGCACCUACGAAUGAUGGAAGAGCAAGCUGAGUAUGAUAACGAAGCACUUCAGAAGAUAGAUGACCUUCUUGUUGAGAAGGAGAAGGAAAUACAAGAUCUAGAGGCAGAGCUGGAAUUUUAUAGGAGGAAGUUCCCAAAUGAAUCGAUGCUAGAGAAUCUUCCAGAGACAACCUGUGAUAUCCAGGCAAGGGAUAUUGUGGUGGAUCAUUCAGAAUCAAGCAGCAUUGAACAUAGUGCUAGUGUUCCUAAACAUGUGGACACUGGAAGGCCUCAUACAUACAGCACUAUGCCUUUUAGUGAUGAGGAUGGUGGUAGGGUAAAGACUUCACUUUUGGAUUUUGAAGAUGAGAAAAUAGAAAUCUUGCAAUGUUUAGAGAAGUUAGAGAAGGCACUUUCAUUGUUCUCUAAUAAUGGAGAAAACUCGGAUUCAUCUAAAGGUGAUUGUUCUGAAAAUGGAGGAAAUGGGGUUGGCAAGUCGAAUCUGCAUAAUGGUGAUGGAGGUUCUCAACAAAAUGAUGCAAUACGAGAGAAUGGUUUGCCAAUGCAACAUCAAGUGCCUGUAACGUCAGGACAUAUUUCAUCCCUUGAGAACCCUCUGUUAAACGGUAAACAGAGUGAAACUUAUUGCAAUGGGCAGAACUCUGCAGAGCUCUGUCAAGUGACUGAUUUAGCUUCUCUUCCGAUCCUGAUUUCCGAUCUGAAUAAGAGGUUGAAGGCACUUGAGGCAGACCGAGGAUUUCUUGAACGCACAAUUAACUCACUUAGAUAUGGAGAGGAGGGACUGAAGUUCAUUGAACAGAUAGCUUCCCACCUGGGGGAAUUACGGAAGGUCGGGAUAAGAAGAGAUCAAACUUCAGCUUGAGGAUGUGUAAUCCCUUCAAAAAUGUGGCAUGCGAAAUGGAGAUGAUGUUCCAGAAGGCAGAAGCUGGAGUGUAUGAUAGCCAAUAUAUGUACUGUAUUGAAGAUUGUGUAUGAAGUGUACAGAAAUACUAGCUUGUUUCCUCUCAACACAAAGAAAAUGAUAGGAUUUGACCCCAUACCCCAUAUACAGUUGGGUCAUUUUUCUCCCUUCCCCGCCUUUUUUGGGGUCUGACAUAUUUCACUUUUUACCUUGGAAGAAGUUUGUAGAGUUGGUGAGCCUUUUCUUGUUUUCCUUAUUAAAUUUGAGUGGAUGUUUAUUCAUUUGUUUUUUUCUUCAACUUCUUUUCUUUUCCAUUUUUGGUUUCUGGAGUGGAUGAGUGAUUGCACUGUAAAACGGGUGAUUAUUGUGUGUAAACUGUAAAUUAUACUGUUGUGAUCAAUAAGAAGAUUGAUGCCAUUUUGAUUUGUGCUA